UUCGGUGAUAAGAAGCUGCCAGUGGUUGUGUGUCCUUCUCUUUAUUUUAUCUUUUACCAGCAGUUGUAUUUGCAUUUGGCUUUGAUUUCAUCCUGUUUUGUGCUGAGGCUUGAAGCAUGGUUCCAGACAUAGAGAGAAUUAUUGAGAGCAUCGUCCGCAGAGACCAGGACAGCGUGCAGCUUCUGCUCAACAGCUACAACACACAGUAUGCAGAGUGCUUCUUUUUCAACACUGAGGCACAGGAGAGGCAAAAGCAGCAACAACUGGAAGAGUUCAGGAAGAAAAAAUUCAGGGACUGUGCUCCUGCUUCCGACUCUGACAUUGACUCAGAUGAUGAGAAUGCAGAGCUUCUGCUCCGGCAGGAUCUGUCUGCAGCCCUGUUGUGCUUCAUUGGUAGUCAGCUACAGCCGGCGGUUUUACGGGUUUGCCUGCAUACACUGCGUAUCCUGUCCCGUGACCGUAGGGCCCUGGGGCACAUGGUCACUGAUAGUGCCCUUCUCACAUUAGCACACAUGGGAGGCAUCGCCAUACCACAGACAUGCCUACAGCAAGAAAAUCAGGAAGCUGAAGGUGACGUGGGCAGAUCAUGCAGCACAACCCAUAUUAGAGCUGUGAGUAGUUGUGAGCAGGGUGCAGAAGCCGGCACUGCCCCGUCUGGGUGCUCUGUGGUUUCAUUUUCUGUUCUUGCUGAAGGAGCUGUCUCUCCAGCCACACGUGGUUCAGUGAAUCACUGCUAUCAGCAGAAACAUGAUGGAGCACAUGUGGCGCUCUCCCGUGGCAAAAAAGACACCCAACAAGAUAACAGUGAGGAACAAGAGGAGGAUGGAGAGGUGUGCAGGAAGGAAGCCUUGAAAGUCUUGUGUAAUGUCAUCUACAACAGCCCCCGGGCACAGGAGAGAGCCAGUGCACUAAGGCUAUUGCAAGGUUUGUGGGAGAGUCUGAAGGAGGAGAUCUGGAGUAAAGUGCCACUCAGCUGCCACUUUUACAAGCUGAGGCUACUCUUCUUACUCACAGCCCUGAGACCUGAACUCAGGCUGCAGCUGCAACAGGAGCGGGGAGUGUCAGUGCUGACCAAAGCCUUGGAGCAGUGCCUGGCUGUGAGCUGGGGUGUGGAAUAUGAGGUGCUUACCGACAGUAAACAACCUCCCAUUUCCAUGGAGGUGUCCCAGAAGGUCAUUGAGAUCCUCAAGACACUCUUCAACAUCACUCACAUGUUCCACAGGCAGGAGCCUGAUGAGGAAGAUGCUGCCCUGUAUCGACACCUAGUGGCUGUGCUGCGCCAUUGCCUGCUCCUGUCAUGUGAAGGAGAAGACACAUUAGAAGAACUCCAAGGGCACACGGUGAAUGUCCUGUCAGCAUUGCCACUGACAUGUCUGGAUGUCCUGGUGUCUGUCCAGGUGGACCAAGCAUCCCAUAAGUGCGAGGGGGUCAACAUGGACUGUGUCCACAAAUUGUUGCUCUUUAUGAACAGACGGCUAAACAGGGGCCAAAAGCUGAAGGAGAAACUAACACCUGUACUGAAUCUACUGACUGAGAGUUCUCGGGUACACAGGGAGACGCGUCACUACAUACGGCAAAAGAUCCUACCUCCACUGAGGGAUGUUGCCAUCAGACCUGAGCAGGACAGCUCCCUCAGAGGCCAGCUGGUCCGCCUAAUGACCCACGUUGACACAGAUGUGAAGGAUUGUGCUGCUGAACUGCUGUUUGUGCUCUGCAAAGAAAAUGUCAGCCGAUUUGUCAAAUAUACUGGAUAUGGCAAUGCUGCAGGGCUGUUGGCAGCUCGGGGACUGCUUAAUGGUAGAAUGAGUUCUAGUAACAGCCAGUACUCCAGCGACUCAGACUCAGACACAGAAGAGUACCGAGAGGCCAAAGCCAAGAUUAACCUGGUGACUGGCCGGGUAGAAGCAGACCAGCCUGAUCCAAUGGAGGGCAUGACGGACGAAGAGAAAGAAGAGGAGGCACGUCACCUCAUCAGUAUGAUCAACAGACUGUCACGUGAACAAAUCAUUCAGCCAAUGGGUGUGACAGCAGAGGGCAGACUGGCUCCACUUUGGGGCCAAAUGAGUGACUGCACGCUGGAAGAAGAGGAAGAGGAAGAAUUGAAUCUCAUGCCAGAGGGGGGCAAAGACAGUCAGAUGGAAUAGGAUGAUGUAAACAAAGAGCGAGGCAGAGAUGCUAACACACGUAUAUCCAGUGUUGGGAAGGUUACUUUUGAAAUGUUCUCCACUACAGAUUACAGGAUACAUGCCCCAAAAUGUUGUUUGCAAUGUAUUCUAUUAAGUUACUCAGUGUCAGUAAUGUAUUCUAAGUACUUUGGAUUACAUAAUAUUGUCAUGCUUUUUACAACUACGUAAAUAUACUAUUACUGAAGGCUACUC
This is a messenger RNA of Pundamilia nyererei, 2378 nucleotides long. Its product is annotated as synembryn-A. The record is from RefSeq and is a predicted model, not a curated record. Gene Ontology annotation, biological process: G protein-coupled receptor signaling pathway. The transcript is spliced from 14 exons. Gene Ontology annotation, molecular function: G-protein alpha-subunit binding; guanyl-nucleotide exchange factor activity. The coding region runs from base 117 to 2144 and encodes 675 amino acids. Lineage: Eukaryota; Metazoa; Chordata; Actinopteri; Cichliformes; Cichlidae. Gene Ontology annotation, cellular component: plasma membrane; cytoplasm.